Messenger RNA from Cheilinus undulatus (humphead wrasse), 919 nucleotides. Its product is annotated as keratin, type I cytoskeletal 9-like. The coding region runs from base 174 to 836 and encodes 220 amino acids. Lineage: Eukaryota; Metazoa; Chordata; Actinopteri; Labriformes; Labridae. The transcript is spliced from 5 exons. The record is from RefSeq and is a predicted model, not a curated record.
UUAUCACCAGGUGUUAUUCAUCAGUUGUCAAUUCCCUGAGCAUUAAGAAGCUUUUAAGCAGCUCUGAGCUCAAGAACACCACAAGACAGACUGCAGAGAAAUCUACAGAGCUGGAUACAGUCUGUUUGGGACAGCUCACAUCAGUCAAACAUUACUGACUCGACAGCAGAAGAAUGAGGGUUUUGUGGGUUUUACUUCUGCUGAUUGGAAGCAUCACCUGUAUCCCCAUGGGAAAGGGUUCAGUGUCAAACAGUGGUGCACCAAGCUACAUGCCUCUGUCAUCUCCUUCCUUCUUUGGGGGUUCAGGGAGUGGAGGAAGUUCUGACCUUGGCAGCAGCUCCAAUGGCCCAAGUCUGUCAAACCCAAGCUCAAGCAUGGCUGAGGGUCACACAGGAGGCAGUGUUGGCUUUGGGGCAGAGACUGGCGAAUACGGGGCUGCUUAUGCACCUUCUGGUGGAUAUGAAGGCUAUGCUCCAGGCAGCAGUUAUGGAGGAUAUGAUGCUGGUGCUUAUGAGGGAGAGAGCUCAUCUGGUCUUGUUUCUGCUCCUGGAUAUGAGAGCUGGAGUGCUGGAUCUUCAACAGGUUACGGUGAAGGUGCUGAAGAGCCUCAGCAGGUCUUCAGUGACGUGUCUGAGCUGGAGCCAGUCUACGCCUUCAGCUCUCGCUCAAGCUACCAGAGAGGAAGAGCAGUGUUUGCCCAAACCCGCUACACUCCAGGAGAGCCCGUUGCUCCACCAAUGCCGAUCUACAAACCUGUCAUUAAAAUCCCUGUACAGCCAAGUGCUCCUGUGAAGCAAAGCCCUCCUGUUAAAGCUCCAACCAAAGGAGGCUACUGAAGAGCUCUAGUCUGAGUCUGGAGGUGUCCUGUUGCUGCCUUGUGAAUGUUACUGAUGAUGAUAAAAUAAACUUCAAUAAACCA